AUGGCGAAUAGAGCCGUGCCUAAUAUACUUGUGACAGGCACACCGGGGGUUGGCAAGUCUUCAAUUUCCCGUUUGCUUGCCGAGAGAACAAAAUUCACAUGGAGGGAGGUGUCAAAACUAGCAGAAGAAUACAAUUGUUUAGAUGAAUAUGAUCCUGAGUACCAGUGCCCAUUCUUGAACGAAGAUAAGCUCCUUGAUAUCAUGGAAGGUAUGAUGACAAAAGGUGGCAACAUAGUGGACUACCACGGCUGUGAAUUCUUCCCUGAAAGGUGGUUUGAUGGGGUUUUUGUUGUAAGGACCAACAACACAACCUUAUUUGACAGACUAACAGCCAGAGGAUAUACUGGCAAGAAACUAGAGGAUAAUGUACAGUGUGAGAUAUUUGAAACUUUAUUGGAAGAAGCACAAUCUUCAUACAAACCAGAGGUUGUUAUGGAACUGCAAAAUGACUCUGAAGAACAGUUGUAUAAGAAUGUUGACACUAUUGUUGAGUGGAUAGAGAGAUGGAAGGAAGAGAAUAUAUAG
This is a messenger RNA of Arctia plantaginis, 525 nucleotides long. The record is from the annotation of a GenBank genome assembly. NCBI's taxonomy places the organism in Eukaryota, Metazoa, Arthropoda, Insecta, Lepidoptera, Erebidae.